This is a messenger RNA of Thyridium curvatum, 2001 nucleotides long. RefSeq lists its product as uncharacterized. NCBI's taxonomy places the organism in Eukaryota, Fungi, Ascomycota, Sordariomycetes, Thyridiales, Thyridiaceae. Gene Ontology annotation, biological process: seryl-tRNA aminoacylation. The transcript has 15 exons. Gene Ontology annotation, molecular function: tRNA binding; GTPase activity; GTP binding. The record is from RefSeq and is a predicted model, not a curated record. The coding region runs from base 1 to 2001 and encodes 666 amino acids. Gene Ontology annotation, cellular component: cytosol.
AUGCCAUCACCGUCGAAGCAGAGGAAAGUUGCCAUUGUUGGCAGCCGUUCAGUCGGCAAGUCCUCGCUCGCAGUCCAAUUCGUCGAUGGCCACUUUGUCGAAAGCUACUACCCGACCAUUGAGAACACGUUCAGCAAGGACAUCAAGUUCAAGAACCAAGAGUUCCGCACCGAGAUUGUGGACACCGCUGGCCAAGAUGAGUACAGUAUUCUGAAUUCGAAGCACUUCAUCGGUAUUCAUGGAUACAUGCUGGUCUACUCAGUCUCAUCCAUGUCGUCAUUCGAGAUGAUUCAAGUUAUCCGAGAGAAGAUUCUUAACCAUCUGGGAGUCGAGUGGGUACCGAUUGUAAUUGUUGGUAACAAGAGCGAUCUGCGACCCGAGCAGCGCCAAGUCAGCGCCGAGGAGGGCAAGAAGCUGGCCGAGAAGAUCAACUGUGCCUGGACCGAAGCCAGCGCCAGGUAUAACGAGAAUGUCGCCAAGGCCUUCGAGCUCCUCAUCGGGCAAAUCGAGAAGUCUCAGAACCCCAACGAGCCGGAGGGUGGAGGCAAAUGCGCCAUCAUGGUUCCGAGGAAGCAUCCGCGGGCUACAGAUAUGCUCGACGUCAACGACUUCAUUGCCGAGCGAGGCGGCAACCCUGAGGCGAUCAGGGAGUCGCAGCGCCGCCGCUAUGCCAACGUCGAGGUCGUCGACGAGAUCAUCGCGCUCUGGGACGACCACCGAAGGACCCUCUACAGCGCGACUCAGAUGAACGCCGAGAUCAACGGCGUGCAGAAGCAGAUUGGUGCCCGCAAGAAGGCCAAGGAGAAUGCCGACGAGCUCCUGCAGCAGAAGAUUGCCCUCGAGAAGGCCAAGAAGGAGAUUCUCGACUCGGCCAACGAGAAGGAGGCCAAGCUCAAGACCCUGGUCAAGUCCGUGGGCAACAUCAUCCACAACUCCGUACCCGUCAGCGACAACGAGGACAACAACGUGACCCUGAGGACGUGGGCGCCCGAGGGCGUGACGGUCGAGAAGAGGGAUUGCCUGAGCCACCACGAGGUCCUGACCCGGCUCGAUGGCUACAGCCCCGAGGCCGGAGUCAAGGUCGUCGGACACAGGGGCUAUUUCCUGCGCCAGUGGGGUGUUUUCCUGAACCAGGCCAUCAUCAACUACGGUCUAGAGUUCUUGACAAUGCGGCAUGGCUACACGGCGCUGCAGACGCCGUUCUUCAUGAACAAGGAGUACAUGGCUGCCACUGCUCAGCUCGAUUCCUUCGACGACGAGCUGUACAAGGUCAUCGAUGGCGACUCCGAGAAGUACCUCAUUGCCACCUCUGAGCAGCCGAUCAGCGCAUACCACGCGGAUGAAUGGCUCCAGCCCAAGGACCUCCCCAUCAAGUACGCUGGCUUCUCGACCUGCUUCCGUAGAGAAGCUGGUUCUCACGGCAAGGAUGCCUGGGGCACCUUCCGUGUUCACCAGUUUGAGAAGGUCGAGCAGUUCGUCCUCACAGAUCCCGAGAAGAGCUGGGAGAUGUUUGAUGAGAUGAUCGCCCACUCCGAGGAGUUUGCCCAGUCCCUGGGCCUGCCUUACCGGAUCGUUGCAAUUGUCUCGGGGGCUUUCAACCAGGCCGCGGCGAAGAAGUAUGAUCUUGAGGCUUGGUUCCCCUUCCAGGGGGAAUAUAAAGAGCUUGUUUCCUGCUCCAACUGCACUGACUUCCAGUCUCUCAAGAAGAAGUAUGUCCACUGUCUCAACAGCACGCUGACUGCCACUUCUCGAACGAUGUGCUGUAUCAUGGAGAACUACCAGACUCCUGAGGGUCUGCGCAUUCCCGAGCCACUACGCAAGUACUUGCCCGGCGCACCAGACUUCAUCCCCUUCACCAAGGAGCUUCCCCAGAACACUACCUCUCAGAAGGCCAAGGGCAAGGCGGACAAGGGCGCCAAACCCAAGGUCGCUGCCGCCGUGGACGCAGCGGCGUCUGCUGUCGAGCAAGCCGCGGAGAAGCUGAAGCAGACGACAGUCUAA